This is a messenger RNA of Megalopta genalis, 419 nucleotides long. Its product is annotated as chymotrypsin inhibitor. Lineage: Eukaryota; Metazoa; Arthropoda; Insecta; Hymenoptera; Halictidae. The record is from RefSeq and is a predicted model, not a curated record.
UCAACCGAUAUCAAACUUACUUGAAACGUUGUACGAACUACUACAAGAUCAAGAUGUCUCGUUCCAUGAUGUUUGUGUUCAUCGUCGUUGCAGUAUUAUGUGUUACGGUUGAGUGUAACAAAUGGUGUCCACCGAAUGAAGUUUGGAACGACUGUGGCACUGCCUGUCCAAAAACUUGCGAAAAUCCUAAUCCACAAAUUUGUACUGAGCAAUGCGUUAUCGGCUGUCAAUGCAAGGACGGUCUUGUGAGAAAUAAGAAUUGGAAGUGUGUUCCGAAAUGGAAAUGUUAAUCAUCUAUCAAAUUUGUGAUUCCAGUGAUGUCAAUUGUUAUAUUACUCAACAUUAUGUUAUAAUUAGUUUCGUGUUACUAUUGCAUGUUACUUCAAUAAAGAUAAAAUAAAGAAUUUUAAUUAGCAUAC